Messenger RNA from Myotis davidii, 6184 nucleotides. It is a transcript of the gene IRAK2, whose product is annotated as interleukin 1 receptor associated kinase 2. The record is from RefSeq and is a predicted model, not a curated record. NCBI's taxonomy places the organism in Eukaryota, Metazoa, Chordata, Mammalia, Chiroptera, Vespertilionidae. Gene Ontology annotation, molecular function: ATP binding; protein kinase activity; protein binding. Gene Ontology annotation, cellular component: nucleus; plasma membrane; cytoplasm. The transcript has 16 exons. Bases 3274 to 5097 code for a protein of 607 amino acids. Gene Ontology annotation, biological process: intracellular signal transduction; protein phosphorylation; interleukin-1-mediated signaling pathway.
CCAGGUAUGUGCCCUUGACUGGAAUAGAAUCCUCAACCCUCUGGUGCGCAGGCUAAUGCUCUACCACUGAGCCACACCGGCCAGGACUGCAUCUUCUUGUUUUUGAGAAACACAGAUUUGAGGAGUCAGUGACCUCCGCUCUUUUAGUUUGCAGUGUUGUGAUUUGCUUUUCCUCCAUGGCAGAAGAUAGGGAUAGGAUUGGAGCCUCGUACAUGCCCUUCUAUUUACUGGCCCUUUUGCCUUGAGCAAGUCACUUACUUGGCUUUUUCAGACCUAUUUCCUCAUCGGUAAAUGCAUCUAUUGUAGGAUUGAGUAAGCUAAUACUGUAUUAUGAUAUUUUGCAUGACACUUAAGCAGAAUGGCAAGUAUUUCAUUGUCAGUCCAGGAUGAUGAAGGAAAUGGGUGUGUGCCUACUUAACAGCUUCUGCUUGUAAUUACAGGGCACCUUUGGCUCUUCCGCGAUGCUGGGACAUAUGAUGGGCUUCUGGUUAACCAAACGGAACUAUUUGUGCCAUCUCUCAAUGUUGAUGGACAGCCGAUUUUUGCCAACAUCACACUACCAGUGUAUACCCUAAAAGAGCGAUGCCUGCAGGUUGUCCGAAGCCUAGUCAAGCCUGAGAAUUACAGGAGACUGGACAUUGUGAGGUCACUCUACGAAGACCUGGAAGACCACCCAAAUGUGAAGAAAGACCUGGAGCGGCUGACACAGGAGCAUAUUGAAAACCAGCGGAUGGGAGAGGAGACUGAAGAUUUUAACUGAAAUUUGCACUCCUAAGUCUCAGCCGUUGAUGGAACGGGCUAGUCGUAAUCUAGAUACAGGACUGGUCACUUAUGCUCAGUGUCAAGGUCUCAUUCUUAGAGUAAAAAAUGCUCCAUUGCUUAAAAGAAAGUUAUCUGACUUCACUAGGUAUUGUGCUGUUUAGGGGCCAAUAUCACAAAAUGUAAUGUCUGCCCUUUAGAAGUGUUUAUGAAGGGAAAGUAGUUGCCUCCUUGGAAGUCAGGAAAGUGUAAGUAAUUCAGUGAGAAUUGUAGCAUAUUCUUUGAUUGUAAGAAAGCAGUGGUGUCUGCUUUUAAUUGCUGUGUUGUGGUUGGUGAUAAGUUUGCCUCCUGCUUUGAGAAGACUGAGAUGUCCUUGAGGUAGGGACAAAUCUGUCUGCUCUUGGAGACCCCAGUGCCUCUCACAUUAUGAGCCUUCAUCAGUGUUUGUUGAAUGAACAAACCAGUGGAUAUUUUGGUAGAAAGUAUUUGGAAGGUUUGCCCUUUUUUGCAGGGGGAAAAUAGGGGACCUUAAAGUGUGUACAGUAAAUAAAUGUUUUAAAGGGAAUCAUUUUUAUAGAAAGCACUUUUUAUAAUUUUAUAAAUUUUGUGCUUUUUUUCUGUUCACUAUUGUUCCAGUGCUGUUUUAUUACUGUUUCUAAACCAGGAUUAGCUUUUUACAGUUACUGUGAUGCUAGCUCUUUUGAAACUUGACAUCUACCCAGAGAUAGGAGAAAAGAGCUGUCCUCUUGUUUAAUAUGAAGGAGAUACUACCAUACUGUAAAUAGGUUUCUGGCAAGUGUGGGUAUUUCUGUUUCUUUUUGUAAAUCCAUGACAUUUCUGUUUGGUUCAACAUUUUCCAUCCGGCAGGAUAUGGUGACACUUAGCACCUGGCUGGAGGAGAGGACAAAGCCCUCGCAGCUCUGGGAAGUUACUGCUCACACACAGUGGAUUCAAAGAGUAGCCUGGAAUGUUUUAUAUUUUAUACUUUCUUAUAGGCUGGACUUAAAUUCAUUCAGUACUUCUAUCAGGCUUCCUUUUGUGUAACAGUUUUAAAAAAAAUCAGUAGAUAAAUUUUUGGAAAAGACAGAAAAGUAAAAGGAAGAAAAAGGUCACUACAGAUAAACUACUUAAACACAAUCACUAACUUAACAUUUUGAAUUUUCAGCCCCUUUUAGGGCAACUUUUGGUUAGUUUGUUUUUACAUAGUUGAGGUUAUAUUGUACAUACAAUUUUAUAUUCUUUCUCAUUUAACUUAAAUAUCUUCUAUGGCAUCUUUAUAAGCUCUCCAUAGACAUUAGUGCAAUCUUUGUCUUGUAAAAUAAUGUUGGGAAAUUUCUUUAGUUUCUGUGCUAACCUUUGAGCACAAUUCCUGUGCUCCGCAGAAUGAAGUGAAUGAAACAAACACCCCGAAGUUCUCUCACUAUACGUUGUUUCACCCAGUCUGGUUCCCCGCUUCAACAUUCAGCAAAAUAGUUGGCUUUUAGGCCGCUCUGAGAGAAAAGAGCCUGUUGUAGCACUCAUUCAGUGAAAUAGCUAUAAAUAUCUAAUUUUUUAGGUAGGGAAAAAGGAAUGCUAGUACAGAAGGUCGCAAUGUGAGUUCCAUAGUUGGAUAGGAUGGGGAUUUAAGGAAGUCUGCUGGUGCUGGAUUAGUUCAGUGUUGGUGUUAUUUUAUUUUUAACCUGUCUGUGUCAAAAUGAGAUUUCAUGUUCCAGUUGUUAAAACAUGCAAUUUUAGUACUGUGUUUUUUGUGUUGUCCAAGGAAGAUUGAAAAUCUGUAGCAUGAAUAAUAUGUUUUUUGUUUGAAGUCUUAUGAAUGUAUUAAAUGUAUUAAAAGACUGUGCUGUUUCCUAUUUUGAGUUUAAAAAAACUUUAAUUCAUUAAAUGGUGCUGAGUAAAGGAAAUAGGAAGGGUGUGCUUAGUGUUAUUUUAACUAGGCUCUUCUCUCUUGGAGAGGCCUAAAAGCCAGUUUUUUUUUUAAAGGCUUAAGGUGGGGAGGGAGUAGCAGACACAAGCAGCUCACUUCAUUCUCAGUUCCUUCUCUUUCCAACACUGUUGUUUUUUUUUAAAACCAUUGUUUCUUUUAACUUUAUUUUUCUCAUAAAUAUGAUAUAUCACUAAAAAUGUUAAGCACUACUAAAAACUAUUAAGAAAUAUACUUACGUUGGAACAAAGUUUUUUGUAGGUUUUUUGUUGUUGUUGUUUUUUUCAUGAAAACAGAACCAACCGUAACAGAUUCCUCACUGAAGAAGAUACACAGCUCUGGCCGGGUAGCUCAGUUGGUUGUGUCCUGAUAAGCCACGGUUGAAGAUUACAUCCCUGGUCAGCUCCGGUCCAGCCGCCUGCCGGCGCCGCGCCCCACAUCGCCGCUGGAGGGCAGUGGUGUCCAGCGCUGGCUCCGCCCACCCCCGGGAGGCGGGGCGAGGUGGGACGCCCAGCCCCGGAGUAAAGAAGCCGAGUGCCUCGGCGUUGCGUUCAGUCUCCCGGGAGCUCUCCGCCGGCACUUUCGGUCCCGCCAUGUCCUGCUACAUCUACCAGCUGCCCUCCUGGGUGCUGGACGACUUGUGCCGCAACAUGGACACGCUCAGCGAGUGGGACUGGAAUCAUUUCGCCUCCUAUGUGAUCACGGACCUGACCCAGCUGCGGAAGAUCAAGUCCAUGGAGCGGGUGCAGGGCGUGAGCAUUACCCGGGAGCUGCUGUGGUGGUGGGGGAUGCGUCAGGCCACCGUCCAACAGCUGCUGGACCUCCUGUGCCACCUGGAGCUGUACCGUGCCGCCCAGAUCAUCCUGAACUGGAAACCAGUUCCUGAAAUCAGGCCUUCUGUCCCAGACUUCCCGGGUGCCGAGAAGCCAGGAAGGCCCUGGGCAGCUUUGGUAAGAAACACGGAGGAUGAACAGAAAAGGGGGCAGCCUGUGAGGCCAGCUGCCCUUCCCGACCCAGGGCCUGCUCCAGCCAGAGCCAGCCUCCUGCCUCCUCCUGAAGAUGCCCCUCCCUCCUUAAACACUGACCUUCCUGCUUCAUCUGAUUCAAAGGAUGUCAGCACCUCCAUUCCUAAGCAAGAAACCCUUCUGAGCCUGGCUGUAGACAGCCUUUUCUGGAAUGAGGUGGAUGUGGUUCAGGCAACCGAUAAUUUCAACCAAACCCACAAAAUCAGUGAGGGGACCUUUGCUGACAUCUAUAGAGGACAAAGGCAGGGCAUACCAUUCGUCUUUAAGAAGCUCCGAGAGAUGGCCUGCUCAGGUCCAGGAUCAAUUGAAAAUUUCUUCCAAGCAGAGAUACGAAUUUGUCAUAGAUGCUGCCACCCCAAUGUCUUACCUCUGCUGGGCGUCUGCACUGGAAAACAGUUUUACAGCUUGAUCUACCCCUACAUGGCAAAUGGUUCUUUACAAGACAGACUCCGGUGCCAGGGUGACUCAGACCCCCUCCUCUGGCCCCAGCGCAUCAGCAUCGUCUCAGGGCUGCUUCGUGCCGUGGAGCACCUUCACAGCCUGGAGAUCAUCCACAGCAACAUCAAGAGCUCCAAUGUUUUGCUAGAUCAAAACUUCACUCCCAUGCUGGCUCAUCCAAAGUCUCACCUGUGUCCUGACAAUAAAAGGUCAAAAUAUACCAGGAUGAAGACCCAUCUUUUCCAGGCCUCAGCUGCAUAUCUGCCAGAAGAUUUCAUUAAAGUGGGGCAGUUGACAAAGCGAGUGGACAUCUUUAGCUGUGGAAUAGUGUUAGCUGAGGUCCUCACUGGCAUCCCUGCGAUGGAUCACGACCGAAGCCCAGUUUACCUGAAGGAUUUACUCCUCCAUGAAAUUCCAAGUAGCACCAGGAAGACAGGCGUGGAGAAAGUGAUGGCUAAGGAGAUCUGCCAGAAAUACCUGGAGAAGAGAGCAGGGGUUCUGCCGGAAGACUGUGCGGAGGCUUUGGCCAUGGCCGUCUGCCUCUGCCUGCGGAGGCGGAAUGCCAGCCUGGCAGAGGUGUGUGGCGCUGUGGUUGCUGUGGAAGAACGGCUUCCUUGGUGUGGGCUUUCUGAGAGCACAGGCUCUUCCUCCAACAUCCCAGAAGAAACGGACGAUGUAGACAAUUCUAGCCUCGAUGCCUCCUCCUCCUUGAGGACAGCAACCUGGUCUGGGGUUUCUGCUUCGCCUGCCCCCACAGAGGACGGAGAAGGCAGGAUGCAGGCCAGCGGGGGAAUGCAGGCUGACUCCUCCUCUGAGGCCUGUACCAGUCCAGAGCCUCCCCAGGAUGAGACUUCGUGGAAAAUCGAGAUCAACGAGGCCAAAAGGAAGCUGAUGGAGAAUAUCCUGCUCUACAAAGAGGAGAAGCUGGACAGCAUCGUGCUUUUUGGCCCCUGAUCACCAGAACACAGCUGAGGACCUUGUCCUCUAUUGGAAAGACAACUGUCAAAUCAAGAAAAAGAUUUGGGGCAAAAUCCAAGGUCUCCCAGGAACUACAAACCAAAUAUCAGCCUACCUGGGGGAAAGGGAAACUUCCAAUUUCCAGAGUAAGUGUAGGGAGAAGGGACCUCAGCUUUUAGAGAAAGCAAAAUCCAUGAAGUCCUCUUCCGUUCUGGGAUUUGUUAGUCAGAGCUGGGUAUCAUCAGGAGAUGGAAGCGGAAACCCUGGUACAUGGGCCCAGGAUGUGGGCAGGUUCGUGGUUCAGGGGAGGAUGUGACAUUAAGCGCCCCAGCAGAUGCCGUUACCCUGUUCUCAUUCCUCAACAACUGACAGAGCGUUCUGAAUGCUGACGGCACUUUCCAAAGUUAAAAUCUCUGGGUCAUAUUUGCCAACAACCGCCUGCAAACCUCUGUGACCUGAAAGAUUUUCACCUUGGGUCCCAAUGCAGUUCUUGACGCACGUCUCAAGGUCUCAAGUUUUACAAAGGCCAGACACCUGGCAAAGGGCUCUGUAGGCUUUCUGCUUUCUUUUUUGGAAAUCUUGCAACCCACAUAUAUUUAUUUAAUGUCUGACUACACCUUUAUCCUCCCAUCCCACUAAUGCUAAUAUUUCUGAUGGAGCUUUUAUUUUGAGAAUAUAUGUUAUUUAUAGCUGGAUGAAAAAUCAGAAGAACUGGUUUCAUUCUGAUUCUGCUGCUAAUUAAGUUAAUCAUGUAAUUUCUGGAACCUCAGUGUCCUUGUAAGUAAUACCUGUUCAUUCUCCCUCCUUGGGCUGUUGGGAAGAAUAGGUGAGACAUAGCUAUAGAAGUACUUUGAAAAUGCACUUGUCCUGUUUUAUAAAAUAAAGAAAUAAAAAGACAUUAAACAUCUGUUUCUGCCAUGUACCUAAUGUUUAUGCAGUGGGUAUAUUACUGAAAAGUCAUGUUGCAGAGUUUUUGGUGAAACAAAUGUUCUUUUAUAUUCAGUGUGCCCUAUUUGAAAUAGUCCUACUAUAGUGAUAUUUUCCCUUUUAUUUUUAUAAAAUAAAUAUACAUUGAUAAAGUCAA